Messenger RNA from Aplysia californica (California sea hare), 4205 nucleotides. Its product is annotated as solute carrier family 15 member 4. Gene Ontology annotation, molecular function: transmembrane transporter activity. Lineage: Eukaryota; Metazoa; Mollusca; Gastropoda; Aplysiida; Aplysiidae. The transcript has 10 exons. Bases 1912 to 4053 code for a protein of 713 amino acids. Gene Ontology annotation, cellular component: membrane. The record is from RefSeq and is a predicted model, not a curated record. Gene Ontology annotation, biological process: oligopeptide transport; transmembrane transport.
AUGUUAAAGAUUGUAAAUUUGAUACCAAAUUGUAGCUUUUUGGGUGUCUGUUCUUGUGUUAGUUGUGAUGUUCUCAACUUCUUUUCAUUGUAUGUCAUUUCUGAAGUAGGUGAUUACACCCGCAGUUAGGGCAUAUGUCGGUAUAUGGGUGUAACCUGGGAUACAGGGGUCUGUGUUACGGUGAAUAGUUUCUUGUAAUAGGGUAACGUGGAUUUUUCUUGAGUCCAAAAGAUAAGAAAUUUCUAUUUUCUUGUUUGCGAGGCCACAAACGUUGACCUGGAGUAGUCUUAACGGUUCUGUUUUCCCAGUAGCUAACUUUUCACCAGCAGCCUGGGGGGACACUGCCUGGCGCGGGCCUUGAUAAACGAGGCGUCUCGCGAGCUCGGAUAAAUUUAUGUUCUUUUUCUUUUCCAUAUUUGCUGGGGAGCCUGUGGCUUUUCUUCCCACCCAUGUCUGUGGUCUACCAGCAGUACGGUGCAUCUGGCAUUGAGAUUUCUGAGCUACACGUUUUGUCUCUCACAGAAGUGGGACAACGCGCUGAUCAUGGACAGGCUUCCAUUAUACAUGAGGUCAAGGCACGAUCCACUGUGGUCCAUUCAGCGCGUGAAGGCAUAGCCAACGUAUAGGAGCUUGAUUUGCCCGUGGAAGAUGAAGCCCAAUAAUUCAAUCAUAUUAUUAUCAUUCAAAAAAGGGACAACGCCAAGAGUUUUUCAUUUGGUUACUGUUGCCUCUCUGCAAGUUUUAUUUGCUGAGAAUGGUAGGGGAGGCACAAUGUUCCUAUUGAAAUUACAGAAUUUUGUUAAAAUGCAAAAUUGUCUAAAAAUAAAUGUAUUGAAUUAUAAUAUAAAGACGAAUUCAACGAUUUCCGAUUUUUUCUCCCCCAACUGCCGCCAAGCCAUGUGACUGAGUGUCACAUGACAUUUUAUGUGCGAUGAAAAUAGAUUAUCAUGACCUACUGAAAGUACUGUCAACAAUGAAGAUUAGUGCCUUGUGCUCCAAAUUUCUUCUUCAGGUGAGAAAUCUUCCAGCACAAAAUCUUCACACAUUGUUGGAGGUGGAUACUGUAACUUAAUAGUUUAACGAUGUUAAUGUCUCUCAAUUACUCACUAAAUACGUGUUGUUAGUUUUGUCCAAUCCACAACUACUCUGGGCACUCUGGCGACGGACUGGGCUCAGAACAGACAAGCAAGGUUUAGAUUAGAUCUAAGUGUUAUCUACAUCACGCACUGACUCUUCCAUAUUCCCUAUGGAACGGAAAAUGCGAACAGAAAGAAUUAUUUCAACUUUGGAGUUUGGGAUGGCAUCAUUGUAAUGGGCUUGCGUACAUGUAUCCAGAUUACCAUAGCCUGAAGGAAAGGAACUAGAAUUCUUUUACCUACGCGAGUGCAAAGAUUUGUGACGAUUUUAGAAACAGCUGAUCUCUUGAAAAUGUCAUACUUUUGAUAUGAUAGUCGAUAAACACGAGAUGACUCAAACGAAUGUGACUAUGAGGAAGAAGGCAAAGCCAGUCCCUGCUGUGAACACCAUCAAGGCAGCGCUUGUGUGAAAGCUCGGAUAAUUUCAGCAGGAUCUUUGUACAAAAUUGCGCUUAUGUGGAAGUUGGAAUUCUUAUUUAUAUGUUUGUACAUAUAGGUCUAGGCCCCUGAUUGUGUGUGUAGGUUAUAUAGGAUACCACAACGUGCCUUCCACUUCUAUUGUCCUUUUUGAAAAAGACGUGUCAGGUUUUGAGUAAUAUUUACACCCUAAGAGUUUCCAUGUUAUAUCUUUGUGUUCGAUAGUAUUUCAUAAAAACAAAAUUAUUGGAGGAUAGUCAGGUGUGUUGAGGUGGAAAAUACCCCCCCUCCAAAAAAAAUUAAAAAAAUAAAAUAAAACAACAACAACAACAAACAAACAUAGUACGAACAUUGAAACAUGUCAGAGUCAGAGGAACAACGACCGUUGAUCGGUCGAAAUCCGAACUGGGGCCGCGACAGGGGACCUUUUGCGACGCCGCAGAGCUCCCCAUCUCGGAGGUCCGUGCGUCGCGCCGGAAGUUCGGCCACCGGUAACUAUGGCAACAGACCGGACGCCUCUCCGCAAGUGCUGCAGCCACGCUCCGACUCCAGUCUGCGGAUGGCCUGUGGGACCAUCCUGCUAACGGUGGUCUUCGAGAGAAUCUCUUACUACGGACUAACGGGCAACCUGGUGCUGUUCCUCAACAAAGACCCCUUCACGUGGGCGUCUUACAACGCGAUGAACGCUCUCUUCAUGUUCUUCGGCAUCACGUACGUCAUGGCUCUGAUCGGCGGCUGGAUCGCCGAUUCCUUCCUCGGCCGGUUCAAGACCAUGCUCAUCGCGUUCUUUAUUUACCUCUGCGGUUUUAUAUCGCUGCCCUUCCUGGCGGUGAACACGCACUCCAGCUCCUCGCACCCGAGACACAGGCACCUGGACAACUCCACUCACACGGGCAGUCUGCCCAGGAUCUGCGUCACAGAUGAGGCGGGUGACCAGAGCAGUCCUUUCACGGAGCGCUGCUCCUGGUUGGUCUACAUCAUUUUGUUUGUGGUUGCCAUUGGCACCGGGGCGCUCAAGUCUAACAUUGCGCCCUUUGGCUCGGACCAGUUACACCGCAGCAGCCAACAAGCCCACCUGAGUUUCUUCAACUGGUUCUACUGGUGCGUCAACAUGGGCAGCUUUGUGGGCCUGGGCGCUAUCGCCUACAUAGAGCAGCAGGUCAACUUCCACAUAGGCUACAUUGUGUGUGCCUGCACCUUGUCUCUCUCGGCCAUCAUCUUCCUCACUGGUCGCUGCUCAUAUGUUUGCCGCACGCCAGAUGGUAGCAUCUUAUCCAACAUUUUCCGCAUCAUUCGCGAAGCUUGGAAGAGGAAACGCCAACGACAGCAGCUCCAGCGCAUCCACUCGAAAACAGAGUCAGAAGGCUCUUCUCGGGAGAUUGACGAAGCGUCUGUAGAGGAAAGGAUCAGCUUCCUGGACUAUGCCAAGCACAGAUACGGCGGGAUCUUCCACAACUCGCUGGUUGACGACGUGAAGAAACUGAAGAUGAUUCUGGCUGUCUUCGCCGUUCUCAUACCUUACUGGAUUGUCUACUUCCAGAUGCAGACCACUUUUCUGUUCCAAGGUUUACACAUGAGGCUUGGGUUCACUCCCAGCCAACCCUUGUACAAUUUGAGCACUACUGUGGUACCCAGUGCUGUCCCAUUCCACAACACCACGUCCAGCCAGAAACCUCAAUUUCAUCAUCUGCAUCAGAACUGGACAGAUACAAGGGAUAGACCCCAGAUCGUUGCGGCUUGGUUCUCCUUGUUCGACGCCAUCUUCGUCAUCAUCCUCCUGCCAUUGUUCGACCGCGUCAUCUACCCCCGUCUGUCUCAGGCUGGCUACCCGUUCACUUUCACGAAGCGCGUGGUCCUGGGCAUGGUCUUUGCCAUGGCGGCCAUGUUUGUGGCAGGGGUGGUGGAGCAUUAUCGGCUGAAGGAGUUUUGGCCAUACCCCGACCACCCUUGUCUGAGUAAAGGGAUUAAUCAGAUUAUAGGAAAUACGUCUUAUAUGGCUGCGGACAUGUCAGUGUUGUGGCAGAUCCCACAGUACGCUCUCAUCGGGAUCAGUGAAGUGUUCGCCAGUGUGGCCUGCCUCCAGUUUGCGGUUUCUGUUGCCCCGCGCUCAAUGAAAGCCAUCAUCACCGGCCUCUUCUACUUCUUCUCGGGGCUCGGCAGCUUUCUAGGCACUGCCAUCUUGAACAUCCUGGCCGCCAGCCGAACGUGGUUCUUCGACCAGGAUUUCGGCAACAUCAACUGUCGCCUCCCGUGCCCAACCCCGGACAGCUUGGACGUGCAGCACAAGUGCCACCUGGACUACUACUUCUUCAUGCUGGGGGCUGUUGAGGCGGCGGCACUGGGGCUGUUCUUGCUGGUGGCCCGCAAGUUCCAGCUGGGCGCGGAGGAGUUGGUGCCCAACCUGCACAACCCCGCGGUGAGAGCACGGGCGCAGCACGUGCAACGGCAGGCCAGUCAGGACACUUUCUCAAACACUGUCACUGUCUCCUCUUCCUCCUAGUGGGGGUGAAUGUGUGUCUUUUGUCUUCCAGCACCCCUUUCCCCCCCUCUCACCCAUUUUUUACCUCUGCGUCUCUUCACACACUCAAACACACACACAUAAACACAUGCACUCACUCACACACAUACACAUACUUGUGAUUGUUCAUGGAG